This is a messenger RNA of Myxocyprinus asiaticus (Chinese sucker), 4462 nucleotides long. RefSeq names its product leucine-rich repeat, immunoglobulin-like and transmembrane domains 1b (gene lrit1b). Bases 1929 to 3893 code for a protein of 654 amino acids. The transcript has 4 exons. Lineage: Eukaryota; Metazoa; Chordata; Actinopteri; Cypriniformes; Catostomidae. Gene Ontology annotation, cellular component: endoplasmic reticulum membrane. The record is from RefSeq and is a predicted model, not a curated record. Gene Ontology annotation, molecular function: protein binding.
CUUUAUUGUUAUGGUUUUUGUUGCAGCAUCUGAUGACACUUAUUCACAUACACAAACAUGCAUAAAAUAUACAGAAUAAACAAUAAAUAUGAAUAUUAUGCAUACUGUAUAACACCUAUACCCAACUUUAAAAUGCAAAAUACACAAUAUUACAAUAUUUAUAGGCCACUCACUAACUUGUCUUCAGCAUUUGUGAUAAAAGAUCUGAAAACUCGUACAAUCCUAAAUUAUGAGCUCUUUAUCACCGUCCUGAAGGAAAAACUUCAACUUUCAAAAUAGGGUUAAUUAAACAAGCAUCAAGUUAAAAAACAUGAACAUUUUGCUGUCUAUCUGCACUACGAAUGUAAAUUCAAAUUCUGGUUUGAUGUUCUGUUUUGAAAUAUACAAAAUAAUUAGCAUGAAAUUUAAAUCCUCAGUUGCUGUUUUUCAGGAAAAAACAAAUGUUAUGCAGAUAUUUCAGCAACUUCAGUUUACCUAACCAAGCCUGUAUUCAACAGAUCACUUAUUAAUCACUUAUUAAUCACUUAUUAAUCACUUAUUAAGUCUUUAACAAUCCACAACACUCAGUAUUUCUAAAGACCACUCUUUAAUGCCUUUUAAAAGUGUGCUGUUAUUUGUACAGUGUCUCAGACUUUGCUUUAGUCUCAAUAUGAAGGUGGCAUGCUGGCAAAUAUUUCAUCAGCUGCUGAAUUAAAAUCAAAUCAAUGGUUGCACUUAAGAAACUAAACCUUUGUUCUCAGAUUUCAUGUUAAUGCCAUGGGGAAAUAAUAUACGACACGUACAUUGUUAGAAACUUUUGAAUAGAAUGUGUUCACUCUAAAUCCUCUUUAUACAAGAGUAAAACACAGUUAAGAUACAGAAUUAGAGUUUUCUCCUCAGGAUAAAUCACUUGUGUUUUAGGAUGCCUCCUUUGUAUGUCACUUUGGAUAGAAGCAGAUCGGCGUCACAUGCAGUUCAGUUUACCAGAUACCUGUCAGAACAUCACAAUGAUAGUGGCUCCAUUUGUAAAUGUUUUUCUCUACCAACCAACCAACAAACCAACCAACUUUUGCUCCCUGAGACACAAAUGAGAAAUGCGACAACUGAAACGGUUUGUGAUCUUUUCUGGCUCCUUGUGCUCCAAAUGGCAUCUACAUCCUUUAAAUCAUUUAAUACCACCAUGUACAUUUUCUUUUUAAUGUUCUUAAUUACAUUAUAGACAAAAGAAGACGAUGAUAAUAAUGUUGGCUAAUCAUUAUUAAGAAAUAUGAAUGAAGCAGAUGAAGCCGGUGAAGUAAUAAAAGACAUUUCAUUUGAAAAAUAAAACGAGAAGAUUCUAUAAAUUUGAAAACAAAUGAGAAAACCAUAAAUUGCAUAAUUCAUAUUAUUUUAAUGAGUUUUAUGCUACAAAUGAAACUUGUGCAGCCCAUUGAAUCAAUACUAGUGUUGCUUUAAAAGUCAAAGGUCAACUAAGAGGGAUCGUUUGCAUGAAUAAAAUAUCCAAAAGUGUUGUUGAUUUUCUCCAAAAUAUGUUUUGAAUAUAAAUCUUUAAAAAUCAAAGUGAUGCAAAGUCUAAUUCCGUUUCUCCCCAUCUUGUGGUUUACACGACACAUUUGGUGGAAAUAAAGCCGUUUGCCAAUAUAAUGACAUGAAUUGAAAAAGUGUUGUCCAAUAACAGAUCUGAAAUUAGCCCUCCAAUCAAAAAAAGAAGUGUCUGUUCUGUGUAUAUAUAUAAACGACAAGCACACAGCCUAUGGGCUUUCAGAAAGAAAUAAUCGUGUAAAUGAAAAUACCUUGAGCCCUCCUCUAAUCUGUUCAAUCCUUUUUAUCUGGGGAUUCAGAGCAGAGUGAACACAAAGUGUUUGAGAGAGACACUGAUGCUGCCUGUGCUGUGGUAAAAACAGCCUCGAUCAACUCCAGCGCUGUAGCUAGAACUGAUAGACUAGAAGAUGGUUGGCCGUGUGUUUUUGGCUUUGGUGCUGCUGUCCUGUGUCCUUCCGUGUCCCGUCAAUGGCUGUCCAGCUCAGUGCAGCUGCUUCUACCACAAACUGAGCGACGGCUCCAAAUCCAGGAGCGUUGUGUGUAAUGACCCUGAACUCACGGUUAUCCCAAACAACUUUCCCUUGGACACUUCCAAACUCCGCAUUGAGAAAACCACCAUCAGUCGGAUCACCACAGAAACCUUUCAUUACCUCAGCAGUCUGGAAUAUCUCUGGAUGUCCUUCAACUCGCUCUCUGCCGUAAGCGUGGAUGCUUUCCGUGGACUUUAUGCCUUGGAUGAAUUACGGAUGGAUGGGAAUGUUCUCACUUCUUUUCCAUGGGAAUGUUUGAUGGAUAUGCCGAGUCUUCAGCUUCUGGAUUUACACAACAAUAAGAUCAGCAGCAUCCCAGCCGAAGCGACCAUUUACAUUAAAAACCUGACAUAUCUGGAUCUGUCGAGCAACAGUCUGGCCACCAUUCCAGCAGAAGUUCUUUCUUCAUGGUUUUCUCUGAAAGCUCCUCAGGAAACAGAGAAUUCCAAAAUGAUAUUGGGUCUCCAUGACAACCCCUGGCAGUGUGACUGUCGUCUGUUUGAUUUGAUGCAGUUCCAAAAGUUUCCUUCAUCGUCCGUGGUGUUCAUCGAUACUCGUCUGCACUGCGCAGAACCAGAGAGCCUGUCGGGAGUUUUGUUUUCCAAUACGGAGCUCCGAAAAUGUCAGAUUCCACGAGUGCACACGGCCGUCGCACGAGUCCGUAGCUCCAUCGGCAACAAUGUCCUGCUGCGCUGCGGGACCAUCGGAGUGCCAAUCCCGGAGCUGUCCUGGUCACGAGCCGAUGGCAAACCCAUGACCGGCACUGUUCAACAGGAAGUGUCUAAAGAGGGCAUCAUCUGGUCAAUCCUCAGUGUUCCUGCCGUUUCGUACCGAGAUUCUGGAAAAUACGUUUGCAGAGCCACCAACUUUGUCGGGAGCGCGGAUGCCAUUAUCUCGCUCGUCAUCUCUGAUACGUGGCAAAUUGACGAAGCGGUCGCCAAGAGAAACCGAGGCAAGAAAAAUGGUGGAAUUGGACGUGCAGCAUACCAAGAAAAACUCAUCGCCAGGUAUGUGCCACCUGCCUCAACAUCAGCUGCUGUGCCCAUUAUUGAGCCCCUAAACGGGCCAAAAGCCACGGCAACCAUCCAGAUCAAAAGCUACAGCGUCUCUGAUGAUGUUUCCGAUGUGAAACCUACAGCAAAACCCAAAGCUGCUGCAGGAACCGACAACGUGGGGGAGCUGGAGAAAAAUGUGUUGAGUAACCUCGAGGCGAAUGCCUCGUCUCUUCAGCAAGGACAAGAACGCAGGGUAGUUCGUUCCGUUAAAGUCAUUGGCGACACGGAUCACACGGUAUCACUAAACUGGCGCGCGCCCACUGCGACCAACACCACGUCAUUCAGCGUUCUGUAUGCUGUGUUCGGUGAGCGAGACAUGCGUCGCAUUAAUGUCGGGCCGGGCAAGAAUCGCAUCACAAUCGAAGGGUUGGUGCCCAAAACCAAGUACAUCGCAUGCGUGUGUGUGAAAGGACUCAUUCCCAAGAAAGAGCAGUGUGUGAUUUUCUCUACGGACGAGGCGGCCAGUGCCAGCGGCACACAGAAACUCAUUAACGUUGUCGUCAUCACAGUCGCGUGUGUCAUCGCCGUUCCUCUGACGCUCAUCGUGUGCUGCGGCGCACUAAAGAGAAGGUUGCAAAAACUGCUCGGCAGAAAAUCGAAAGACAUUCAAGAUACGUAUGUAACAUUUGAGACUCUUUCUCCAGGAACUAAAGAUAAAGGUUUAGAGGGACAAUAUCUGAGCAGACUCAACCUGGAUGAAUCAAACCGCCUGCUGUCCGCUCGCUCUAGUGUCGACUCAGAGGCCACGGCCAGGACUGAAGGACAACCGAACGAGUACUUCUGCUGAUUAAACAAUGAUAUUCACCCUCAUUCAGACUUAUCUUGUGCCUCGUGCACUGUUGGGCUAAAGGACACUUUCAGUAUGUGUUUGUAAACAUAAAUACUGUACACAUCGAUGUCAAUCCUGAAAGUUUAGUAUUCAAAAAUGGAAGAAUUAUUACACAAGAAUGAAAUAAUGUCUUUAUUUUUAUUUAUCAUGCACUUUUUGAAGUAUUGAUUUAUAUACAGUAUAUAUAUGAAUGUGUGUGUGUGUUUCGCAGUGGAAUGUCUGUCUAUCACAUGUAAAACCCAUCUCUCUAAAGAUACAAUUUGAGGAGUGAAAACGUGUCUCUGUUUGGAUCUUCUGACAAUGUUAAAGAAACUCAGAAAGAGGUUGGUAAAGUGCACUGUUUAUAAUUUUUUUUUAAACUUAUUUUCCUUUAUAUCUUUAUCUUGUCACUUGGUGUACCAGGGUGACUGUUUGUCACAUUAACCCUGAAACUGUACUUGUAAUCUUCCAUAUAAGGUAUAUAUAUAUAUAUAUAUAUUUAUAUGUGUGUGUACGUAUUAGCAAAUAUUUGUGUUUUAAAAUAUGAA